AUGGACCCCACGCCUCUGAUCUCUCCGUCCAAAGCACGGCAAGCUGCCUCCCGUGCAAAAGACUGGGCAUACAUCAACAGCUGGCUCAACCGAAAAUAUUCACCGAAUCCCGUGCCUCAUUUUGAACGAAAUGAGGACACCUUGAAAACGCUCCUCACUCUCGCUGCCGCCAAUGAUGCGGCAGACGAUGAAGAAGUCCUCCUUCAUACUGCGCGAGAAGAAACGAUUCGCAAUCUCCUAGCACAGGAAGAAACGACCCCGGAUUCCCCAACAGAGCUUCUCGACACUCUAGAAUCGAGCCUUGAUGAUAAGGGAGCUAAGUUUUUGGAUGAACUCGCUGAAGCCGCAGUUCUGCUAGGAACCUUCACCACCAGCAUCAACGAUCUCGGCCAUCGGAUCGUGGAUCUUACAAGGGAGGAGUUUGAUGCUGCUGAGCAAUUGCGCAAAAUUGAACUUUUACAAUCCUACCUAGAUAAUGAACUCGAAUCGUUACGCACACAGAUGAAGGAGCUUAAGAAUGAAGAGAAAUACGAAACCCCAGCGGACUUGCCCGUCCAAACCGCUGAUUGGGUGAGGGGUGCAAAGAUACUUGGCGCAAAGGUUGAUGAAUACCAUAAUAGAAUUUCGACGUUUGAAAAGAUUGGAAGAAACAAUGGGUUACGGAUUGAGGAGCUAAUGGUCGAGGAAGAAAGUGUGGUUAGGCUGAGGGAAACAGUGAAGGCCGUGGAAGGCAACGUGAAAAUGUUUCACGGAUUACCCCCUAAUGUCCAAGAAGCGAAGAAGGAACUUGAAUGUAUUGAGAAAGACUACCGAAACCUUGUACGCCAACGAGAUACGAUGUUCGAAAAUUUGGUCGACCAUGUUAAGUGA
This is a messenger RNA of Histoplasma capsulatum G186AR, 870 nucleotides long. RefSeq lists its product as uncharacterized. The transcript has a single exon. The record is from RefSeq and is a predicted model, not a curated record. The coding region runs from base 1 to 870 and encodes 289 amino acids. Gene Ontology annotation, cellular component: cytosol; HAUS complex. Lineage: Eukaryota; Fungi; Ascomycota; Eurotiomycetes; Onygenales; Ajellomycetaceae. Gene Ontology annotation, biological process: spindle assembly.